Messenger RNA from Phyllostomus hastatus (greater spear-nosed bat), 4899 nucleotides. It is a transcript of the gene SGSM1, whose product is annotated as small G protein signaling modulator 1. Gene Ontology annotation, molecular function: GTPase activator activity. NCBI's taxonomy places the organism in Eukaryota, Metazoa, Chordata, Mammalia, Chiroptera, Phyllostomidae. The record is from RefSeq and is a predicted model, not a curated record. Bases 95 to 3553 code for a protein of 1152 amino acids. Gene Ontology annotation, biological process: activation of GTPase activity. The transcript has 26 exons.
CCGCCCCACCGCGACUGGCAGCUCUGGAGCCGGAGAGCAGGAUCCGCCACCGCUGCCACUGCCUCCCGGGACUUGGAACGCUGCGCGCCCAGCCAUGGCUUCGGGCCCCACGGGGCCGGAGACCCGGCAGAGGCUGCUGCGCACCGUCAAGAAGGAGGUGAAGCAGAUCAUGGAGGAGGCUGUCACACGCAAGUUCGUCCAUGAAGACAGCAGCCACAUCAUCUCCUUCUGUGCGGCUGUGGAGGCCUGCGUCCUGCACGGGCUGCGGCGGCGGGCGGCUGGCUUCCUGCGCAGCAACAAGAUCGCGGCUCUCUUCAUGAAGGUGGGCAAGACUUUCCCGCCCGCCGAGGAGCUGAGCCGCAAGGUCCAGGACCUGGAGCAGCUGAUCGAGAACGCGCGAAACCAGAUCCAGGGCCUCCAGGAGAAUGUGCGGAAGCUGCCCAAACUGCCCAACCUGUCCCCACUUGCCAUCAAGCACCUGUGGAUCCGCACGGCCUUGUUUGAGAAGGUCCUGGACAAAAUUGUGCAUUACCUUGUGGAAAACAGCAGCAAAUACUAUGAAAAGGAAGCGCUGCUGAUGGACCCCGUGGAUGGCCCCAUCCUGGCAUCUUUAUUGGUGGGCCCCUGUGCGCUGGAGUACACCAAGAUGAAGACGGCGGAUCACUUCUGGACCGAUCCCUCCGCCGACGAGCUCGUCCAGAGGCACCGCAUCCACAGCUCACACCUGCGACAGGACUCGCCCACCAAGCGUCCAGCCCUCUGUGUGAGUGGGAUCCAGAAGAGGCACUCGAGCGGCAGCAUGGAUGACCGCCCGUCCCUCUCCGCCCGUGACUACGUGGAGUCCCUGCACCAGAACUCCCGGGCCACCCUGCUGUAUGGCAAGAACAACGUUCUCGUUCAGCCGAGAGACGACAUGGAGGCCGUCCCGGGAUACCUGUCCCUGCACCAGACCGCCGACGUCAUGACCUUGAAGUGGACGCCCAACCAGCUGAUGAAUGGGUCUGUGGGAGACCUGGACUAUGAGAAGAGCGUCUACUGGGACUACGCCAUGACCAUCCGCCUGGAGGAGAUCGUCUAUCUGCACUGCCACCAGCAAGUGGACAGCGGCGGGACGGUGGUGCUGGUCAGCCAGGAUGGCAUCCAGAGGCCGCCCUUCCACUUCCCCAAGGGAGGGCACCUCCUGCAGUUCCUCUCGUGCCUGGAGAACGGGCUGCUCCCGCACGGGCAGCUGGACCCGCCGCUCUGGUCUCAGCGGGGGAAGGGCAAGGUCUUCCCGAAACUGCGCAAGCGAAGUCCUCAGGGCUCCGCCGAGUCCACGUCCUCGGACAAGGAAGACGACGAGGCCACGGACUACGUGUUCAGGAUCGUGUACCCCAGCCUGCAGUCGGAGUUCGUUGUUGCCGGCCCCCUGGGCAGCACGUCCCCCGUCUCCGUGGGCCCUGCCUGGAUGGUGGUUCCCGUGGGCCGGUCCAUGCUGGUGGUGGCCAGGGACAGUCAGUGCACGCAAACCAGACGGGACUCCACCCUCCCCACGCCGGGCUUGAAGCAGCAGCCCCCCAUGCCCCAGGACCUGAUGGAUGUCUCCGUGAGCAACCUGCCACCCCUUUGGCAGCCCAGCCCCCACAAAUCCUCUUGCUCAUCCUGUUCACAGAGUGGCUCGGCUGAUGGCAGCUCAACCAAUGGCUGCAACCAUGAGAGGGCUCCCCUGAAGCUUCUCUGUGACAAUAUGAAGUACCAGAUCCUUUCCAGAGCCUUCUAUGGAUGGCUUGCGUACUGCAGACAUCUGUCCACCGUGAGGACCCACCUGUCAGCCCUGGUCAAUCACAGGAUUGUGUCUGCGGACUUGCCGUGCGACGCUGGACGUGGGCUGACGGCCGGGAUCUGGGAGCAGUACCUGCGGGACAGCUCAAGCUACGAGGAGCAGGAGCUGCUGCGCCUGGUCUACUACGGCGGCAUCCAGCCCGAGAUCCGCAAGGCUGUGUGGCCCUUCCUGCUGGGCCACUACCAGUUCGGGAUGACGGAGACCGAAAGGAAGGAGGUGGACGAGCAGAUUCACGCCUGCUACGCACAGACCAUGGCUGAGUGGCUGGGCUGCGAGGCGAUCGUGCGGCAGAGGGAACGGGAGUCCCACGCGGCUGCCCUGGCCAAAUGCUCAUCAGGGGCCAGCCUGGAUAGCCACCUGCACCGCAUGAUGCACCGGGACUCUACCAUCAGCAACGAGUCCUCCCAGAGCUGCAGCUCCGGCCGCCAGAACGUCCGCCUGCAGAGCGACUCCAGCAGCAGCACACAGGUGUUUGAGUCUGUGGACGAAGUGGAGCAGGUGGAGGCAGAAGGCAGGCUGGAGGAGAAACAGCCCAAGAUCCCCAAUGGGACCUUGGUGAAUGGCACCUGUUCCCCAGACUCCGGCCACCCUUCCUCCCACAAUUUCUCCUCCGGCCUCUCGGAGCACUCGGAGCCCAGCCUGAGUACGGAAGACAGUGUCCUGGACCCCCAGCGGAACGCCUCCCUGGUGCUCCGGCCUGGGGACAGCAGCAUGGACGAAGGGCAGAGCAGCGAGGCCACCACGUCCCGGGACGAGGCUCCCCGUGAGGAGCUGGCCGUGCAGGACAGCCUGGAGAGUGACCUCCUGGCCAACGAGAGCAUGGACGAGUUCAUGUCCAUCCCAGGCAGCAUGGACGUGGCUCUGCCUGAAAAGGAGGGCGCCCCGACGGAGGGCUGGGGGGGCGGUGAGGCGGAGAAGCACAGCCAGGCGGACAGCGAAGACAACCUCUCAGAGGAGCCCGAGAUGGAGAGUCUCUUCCCCGCCUUGGCUUCCCUGGCCGUGGGCGCUUCUGCCAACAGCGAGGCGUCCCCUGUGUCUUCCAGCGGGGUCACCUACUCUCCGGAGCUGCUGGACCUGUACACGGUGAACCUGCACCGCAUUGAGAAGGACGUGCAGCGGUGUGACCGCAACUACUGGUACUUCACGCCCGCCAACCUGGAGAAGCUGCGCAACAUCAUGUGCAGCUACAUCUGGCAGCACAUUGAGAUCGGCUACGUCCAGGGCAUGUGUGACCUCCUGGCUCCCUUGCUGGUCAUUCUGGAUGACGAGGCCCUCGCCUUCAGCUGCUUCACGGAGCUCAUGAAGAGAAUGAACCAGAACUUCCCCCACGGAGGCGCCAUGGACACCCACUUUGCCAACAUGAGGUCCCUGAUCCAGAUCCUGGACUCCGAGCUCUUUGAGCUGAUGCAUCAGAAUGGCGACUACACUCACUUCUACUUCUGCUACCGCUGGUUCCUGCUGGAUUUCAAGCGAGAGCUCAUCUAUGAUGACGUCUUCUCUGUCUGGGAGACCAUCUGGGCAGCCAAGCACGUCUCGUCCGCCCACUACGUCCUGUUCAUCGCGCUGGCUCUGGUGGAGGUCUACCGGGACAUCAUCUUGGAGAACAACAUGGAUUUCACAGACAUCAUCAAGUUCUUUAAUGAGAUGGCCGAGCGACACAACACCAAGCAGGUCCUGAAGCUGGCCCGGGACCUCGUGUACAAGGUGCAGACCCUGAUUGAGAACAAGUGAAGGCCACCCGCCUGUCCUGCCCACUCUUCCUGCCCGGCCUCCCGGGAGUGAGGUCCCGGGGCGUGUUCGUGAGCCUGGACGUCUCUGCAGAGAGAAACCGCCCCGACGUUGGCCGCCAGGCACGGGGGUCACGGGGGGGCGGGGUCCCCCGAGUUCAGCCUUACGUUUUCCUGUUUGACCAAAGAUCGCCCGCGUGUGGGGUUUCUCCCUCGCGGGAGCUGGUGGACUGAGGGAACAAACGUCUUUGUGGUCUCCGGAGCGGUCUCCUCUCUCUCCCCUCCCCCGCCCCUCCAAACCGCCGUGUCAGUGGGUCUUGGGGAUGGAGUUGUGUGAGAAAUCGGCACAGGAGGUGUCCGUGGGGCCACCUCUAGACGCUGAAAGGGGCCUUUGGAGACGCGCAGGCCCAUGGCUGGCAGGUUGGCCUGGAGCAGGGAGGUCUCUGCACCUCGGCACUACUGACCCUCGGGCCGGGCCCUUCCCGGGGCAGGGGGCCUCCUGUGCACCGCAGGGUGCUGAGCCGCGAGCAUCCCCGGCCUCUGCCGGCUUGAGGGCAGCAGCACCCUCCUCCCCACCCCAGGUGUGACAACCCAGAGUGCCCCCGGAUAUCGCCAGAUGCCCUCACGUGUGAGACCUCCUGGCUCAGAGGAGGGGCUGCCGGUGUGUCUCCCAGCCCUUCUCUCCCCAGGCCCCUCCCACUUAGAAAAAGCACACAGAGUCCUGUACACCCCUCCGCCCGGGGGUGUGGGAUUCCAUUCGUUGUAUUCUCUCAGUCUUCUCCUCCGCUUUGCCCCGGGAGAAGCUUCUUUUCUUCUUGUCAAGAAAGGUGUCUUUGGGACCGCAGACAUAUCUGCAAGCGUGAGACAGUAAGAGGCUCUUCUGAGCCCGGCCGGAGCCCCGGGCAGGGCAGAAUCCCUGCCCCCCGCCCCUCAGAAGGACCGUGCCUCUCCUGCCACACGCUGGGUCCGGUGCUCCAGGAGCUCAGAGCGCGAGUGUCGGUGGAAGCCGUGUGGUCAGGGCGGCCAGCUCUUCCCCAAGUGCCCUUGCUCACUCAGGACGGAGGAGGAAGACAGAGGUCAGCCAGGGCACAGGUGUACAGGUGUGUUUUCCACAGCGGCCAGGUGUGGAAACGGUCCCUGCCGUGUCUUCUCACGGAGGGUCGCCCGUCCACAAACAGAUCCCGAGUUAGGUAGCCCACCUGCCCACCUGCCCACCUGUCCUUCAGGAAAGCGGUCCUGCCAGUUCUGUUUUGCGAAUGCUCCAGAGUCGGGAGAAACAGAGUCAGGGAGCACUGCUCUUCCAGAGAGCGGCAGGUAGGGUUGUGGGGAGGUGGGGGAGACACGGAAAGU